This is a messenger RNA of Pseudophryne corroboree (corroboree frog), 2043 nucleotides long. It is a transcript of the gene DKC1, whose product is annotated as dyskerin pseudouridine synthase 1. The record is from RefSeq and is a predicted model, not a curated record. Gene Ontology annotation, molecular function: RNA binding; pseudouridine synthase activity. NCBI's taxonomy places the organism in Eukaryota, Metazoa, Chordata, Amphibia, Anura, Myobatrachidae. The transcript is spliced from 19 exons. Bases 85 to 1773 code for a protein of 562 amino acids. Gene Ontology annotation, cellular component: box H/ACA snoRNP complex. Gene Ontology annotation, biological process: mRNA pseudouridine synthesis; box H/ACA sno(s)RNA 3'-end processing; rRNA pseudouridine synthesis.
UCCGAGUCCUCCCACGUGGUAUAUCCGGCUGCCCCGAGAGCGCCCCUGCCUCAUUCGCCGCGUGGAGAGAGUGAGGGAGAGAACAUGGCGGAGGGUUCUAAGAAGAAGAAGCGGCGGAGCCAGACCCUGGGGGAGAUCGCAGAUAUUCAGCAUGAAGGAAGCUUUCUCAUUCAGCCAGAAUCCAGAGUUGCCAAGUUAGAUACGUCGCAGUGGCCUCUGUUGCUCAAGAACUUUGAUAAGCUGAAUGUUCGGACAGCGCACUACACCCCUAUUCCAUCUGGCUCCAAUCCCUUGAAGAGAGACAUCACUGAAUAUGUUAAAACAGGAUUCAUUAACUUGGAUAAACCAGCAAACCCAUCCUCGCAUGAGGUGGUAGCAUGGAUUCGCCGUAUUUUGAGGGUGGAGAAAACUGGUCACAGUGGAACAUUGGACCCAAAAGUAACUGGUUGUUUGAUUGUAUGCAUUGAUCGUGCUACCAGGCUUGUGAAAUCCCAGCAGAGUGCAGGUAAAGAGUAUGUUGGAAUUGUAAGACUUCAUAAUGCGCUGGAGAAUGAAUUGCAACUCUCACGGGCACUAGAGACUCUCACCGGUGCGCUCUUUCAACGGCCCCCUCUUAUAGCUGCUGUGAAGAGGCAGCUGCGUGUAAGAACAAUCUAUGAGAGCAAAUUAAUAGAAUAUGACCCAGAGCGUAGAUUGGGUAUAUUCUGGGUUAGCUGUGAAGCUGGUACAUACAUCCGCACUCUAUGCGUACACCUUGGGCUGCUGCUUGGGGUUGGUGGACAGAUGCAGGAGCUCCGCAGGGUCCGUUCAGGAGUUCUGGGGGAGAAGGAUAACCUAGUCACAAUGCAUGAUGUAUUGGAUGCUCAAUGGCAAUAUGAUAAUAAUAAAGAUGAAACCUACCUUCGUAGAGUUAUUUUCCCACUAGAAAAGCUUCUGGUAUCUCAUAAGAGAUUGGUCAUGAAGGACAGUGCUGUCAAUGCUAUAUGUUAUGGGGCAAAGAUCAUGCUGCCUGGUCUUCUGAGGUAUGAGGAUGGCAUUGAAAUGAACCAGGAUAUUGUGGUAGUGACAACUAAAGGGGAAGCCAUCUGCAUAGCUACUGCUCUUAUGACUACGGCUGUAAUAUCUACAUGUGACCAUGGUAUUGUGGCGAAGAUUAAACGUGUUAUUAUGGAGAGGGAUAUCUAUCCACGGAAAUGGGGCCUCGGUCCAAAGGCCAGUCAGAAAAAGAUGAUGAUUCAGAAAGGACUGCUUGACAAGCAUGGGAAGCCCAAUGAAAACACCCCAGACAGCUGGAGCCACGGAUAUGUUGAUUACGGCGCAUCACAGAAAGCAGGGACUCCUUCAGUGAUGAAAACCCCAAAGAGAGAACAUGAAGGUGACACAGAAAAUAGUGACGUAGCCUCUCCAAUGCCUUCCAGCAAAAAGAAAAAAAAGAAACCUGCAAGCGAUGCAGAAAACAGUGAUGUGGCCACUCCAGUGACCUCUGGCAAAAAGAAAAAACGAAAACAUGAAAGUGACGCAGAAAAUAGUGAUGUGGCCACACCAGUAACCUCCAGCAAAAAGAAAAAAAAGAAGAAGGCGGAGAGUGAUGGUGACACUCCGGCUGCAGAAGUGGUCAAGAGUGAACAGGAGAGUGGUAGUGAGGCUGAAGGCACCUCACUUAAAAUAAAGAAGAAACGGAAACACCAGGUGGAAGAUGACCAGUCACUGACAGAAUCUCCAAAGCUGUCUAAAAAAAUGAAGAAGAAGAAACACCGAGAACCAUCCGACUAGCAACAAGACCUGGGUCUCCAGUACAGUGCUGGAAUGUGACCUGGCACUGUUGGGAAGGCCUUGAAUAAAGUUAUCCUGUUUUAAGGAUUGUACAGAACUUUGUAUUUUUUAUUUUAAUAUCCUUGUCAUGAUAUCAUGAAAUUCAUAGGUGCCUCAAUGUACUAGUUUCAGAGUAACCUUAAUUAAGGUAUUGGAAUGGUCCUUGGAUACUUUUUGUAAACAACUUGAAUUAGUGUGAUAUAUUUUUGUCAAUAAACUGUAUAUACAGUA